Messenger RNA from Bradysia coprophila, 1260 nucleotides. Its product is annotated as phospholipase A1-like. NCBI's taxonomy places the organism in Eukaryota, Metazoa, Arthropoda, Insecta, Diptera, Sciaridae. Gene Ontology annotation, molecular function: lipase activity; serine hydrolase activity. Gene Ontology annotation, biological process: lipid catabolic process. The record is from RefSeq and is a predicted model, not a curated record.
UUUGUGUGCGUACAAACAGUCAAUCUUUCAAUCAUAUUAUUAUCGACAUUGAUAAGAUUUGGCACGACCAAAAAAGUAUAAAUUGGGAUGAAACUGUUCAAUCGCCUGUAAUAGUUUUAAAAUGAAGCUGUUUGCGAUCAUUUGCGUUUGUUUUGUGGCUGCGGCUACUGCGAAUCCUUUGUUCCAAAAUGAAGAGAUUGGCGAAGAGUUCGUAAAUGAAGAGGUUGGUGAAGAGUUCGUAAACGAACCGGAAGUUGUGCAAGAAGACAACACAGAAGACUGGCAAUUGGUGCCCGAUACUGAUGGAAACUUGCAUUUGGUUGACAUUAGAGAAAUGGGUGACGAGGUGACUCCAUCAUUCAAUGCUCCAACUGACAUCGUCUUCCGUUUGUUCACCAGACAAAAUCCAACUGCUGCCCAAACUGUUCCAUUGAACAAUAAUGCUGUAUUGAACAACUCCAACUAUAAUCCAGCUCUCCAGACCAGAUUCCACAUUCAUGGAUGGAACGGUGGUGGUGCAGCUACAGGAGCCGCAAUUAGAAAUGCAUGGAUCAAUGCUAUUAACUGUAACGUAUUCACUGUUGACUGGGGAGCGGGAGCCCAAACUCCAAACUACGUGCUAGCCCGUAAUCGUGUCAAUGCUGUUGGUGCCGUUAUUGCAAGUUACAUCGAUUGGCUCAAUCAAGCUAGAGGACAAUCUUUCGCUGCAGUUUCAAUCGCCGGUCAUUCAUUGGGCGCUCAUUGUGCUGGUGCUGCUGGCAAAAGAACCGCUCGCGGUAGAGUUCAAUCCAUCGUAUCGCUUGAUCCGGCUGGUCCACUUUUCACCGUUGGUGACUCUGCCAAUCGAGUCCAUUUCACCGAUGCUGUUCAUGUUGAAAAUAUCGUUACUGAUGCUGGUAACUUAGGAUUCGCUCAACCCGUUGGCCAUGCAAACUUCUAUCCAAAUUGGGGUGUUAACCAACCCGGAUGUGCUGGAUCCACAUGCAGCCAUAGUCGUGUAAAUGAUUUCUUCCAACAUUCCAUCAACAUGGGCAAUGUUUUCGGCGCUACUCGAUGCCGUGACUUCGCUGAUAUUACAAACAGAAAUUGUGUGUCUAGUGGUGCUGGCAGACGAAUGGGUGGCGAACCGGUCAUUGAUGGUACGAGUGCAUCGUUGAGUGUUUUCUUCUUGACAACUGGGGCAUCGGCUCCAUUCGCUCAUGGACCACGAUAAAUGGAAAUGUACUUUCGUUAUGAAAUAUAAUUUUGUUCGAUGAUUAU